AAGAAAAAGAAAAGAAUAACUUUGAGGUAAGCAAAGAAAUCUUCUCUUGUCUCCUCCUUUAUAAUAUCAUCACCAGUUUUCCUCAAACUGUUACCCACCAACCAAUAUACCAGAAUUGCCCUCACUGGCUGGUGAAUUAAAAUGAGGUCCCGUCGAACCGCUCCGGACCCUAUGAUGCCCCCCGUGUUCCAAGAUCCAAGGGCAGACGAAUGGGAACAACGUCAAUUGGACAAGAUUAAACAGAGGUAUGAGAAGCAGGAAGAAAUAGUUGCAACAUGGGAAAACGAGCACAAGCGCAAAGCAGAACUCAAGUAUGAAAAGAUUGAGGCUGAGCUGAAAGAGAAGAUGGCAAGAGCUUUGAGGCGUUACGAAGAAGAGAUAGAAGGAAUAGAAGGCAUAUCAAGAGAAGCAAGAGCCCAAUUGGAAAGUGAAAAGAAAAGGGAAGAGCAUAAGGUGAAGGAAGAGGCCAACCAAAUCAGAUUCACUGGCACCUUUCCCGAACAGUCAUGUUCCCUCAUGUAGCCGCGCUCUUUCACAACUGCAAUGUUACAUAGACAAAUUAUAUCGUGCACCCGCCAUCCGGAUGUACCUGCUUUCUUUCAUCUAGGUCCAAUUAACACUAUAUAACUUGAAAGUGUAUGUAUAAUUGUAUACUAACUUCAUAAUGUGCACACUCUGUAUGUAAAAAAAAUAAAUGGGUUUGCAUUUU
This is a messenger RNA of Cuscuta campestris, 709 nucleotides long. Lineage: Eukaryota; Viridiplantae; Streptophyta; Magnoliopsida; Solanales; Convolvulaceae. The record is from the annotation of a GenBank genome assembly.